CACGGCGGUUCCAGCCUACGGUCCCGUCUUAAAAACCACAGCGCGAAGAGGGGAAAAACUUCUCCGAAACUUCAGUUCUGCUCUCGACAGUUUCUCAGACGGAGUUUAAAAAAAAAAUCCAAGUGGAUACCUUUAGACCAACAAACAGACCAAAAAAAAAACCAAAACAUUGUCAGAAGUAACUUUUACAACGAUUUUUUUUUUACGUCUGUGUGUUAGUCACUCUGGCGACUGGCUUUUGUUUUUCCCCGCAAAGUUUUAACUCGUUACAUCAACGCGAGGAACAAAGUGGCGAAAACGUACAUUUCACGUUUGCCGCCUUGUGGCUUUCAUUCGUUUCAGUUCGGGAUUUUAUUUGUAAUUGUAAUUGUUAGAGGCCCAAGGCGGUCUGUCCACGAAAAUCAGUGUUUGAGCUAGUUUAGUCGGGCAGUUCGCUAACUUGUCCGCUUCAAAGAGGCGAAGUUACUGAGCCAGUCAGCGACGGCGCGUCUCCAUGAGGAAACCCAACGCGGGAAUCCAAGUUCUCCUUUAACCGCAGCUAAAUUAUAUUGCUUGUUGUGGCUCCCUCAUAGCUUUCAGUAGUUUCGCACAGCAAUGAAGACGACUGCCGCGUUCACUGUUUGCAUAUAUGCCGUGAUUUUCGCCUCCGUCGCGGCUGAGCAAAAGUCAAAGAACUGCAAUGAAGUCCGCACCGCUUACAGUUCCAAGGGCUUCAACAUCAACGACGUCCCCAAUAAAGGCAUACACGCAGCCCAUCUGAAGGUUUGUCCUCAAGGCUUCUCGUGCUGCACUCUGGAGAUGGAGGAGAAGUUGAGCCAGCAGAGUCGCACAGACCUGAAGGCCCCCGUCUCUCAGCUGAGCGCCAACCUGCAGAGCACCUUCACCCAGAGACACCAACACUUUGACAAGUUCUUCAAAGAACUGCUCAGCAACGCCGAGAAGUCGCUGAACGACAUGUUUGUGCGCACUUACGGCAUGAUGUACGUGAAGAACGCUGAGCUCUUCAAGCACUUAUUCUACAACCUGCGGCGCUACUACACGUCGGGUGCCACCGCCGUGCACCUGGACGCCGUGCUGGCCGACUUCUGGGCCGAGCUGCUGGAGCGCAUGUUCCGCCUGGUCAACGUGCAGUACGAGUUCAGCGACUCCUACAUGGAGUGUGUGAGCCGGCACACGGAGCAACUGAAGCCAUUUGGCGACGUGCCGCGCAAGCUCCGCCUGCAGCUCACGCGUGCCUUUGUGGCGGCGCGCACGUUCACCCUCGGCCUGGCGCUCAUUCCCGACGUGGCCAGCAAGGUCUCCGCGGUGAGCGCCUCGCCGAGCUGCGUGCGGGCGGCCAUGAAGAUGCUCUACUGUCCCUACUGCACCGGACAGGUGGCGUUGAAGCCCUGCAAAAACUACUGCCUCAACGUGAUGCGCGGUUGCCUGGCCAACCAGGCCGAUCUGGACACAGAGUGGAACAACUUCCUGGAUGCCAUGUUGAGUCUUGCUGAGAGACUGGAGGGGCCGUUUAACUUUGAGUCCGUGAUAGACCCCAUAGAUGUAAAGAUCUCUGAUGCCAUCAUGAACAUGCAGGAGAACAGCAUGCAAGUCUCCCAGAAGGUGUUCCAGGGCUGUGGGCCGCCCAAAGCCACAGCGCGUUCCCGACGCUCCACAAAAGACUCUGGUUUCCCGGGCCGAUUCCGGCCCUACAGCCCUGACGCCAGACCCACCACCGCAGCUGGCACCAACAUGGACCGACUGGUGACAGACGUGAAGAAGAAGCUGAAACACGCCAAGAAGUUCUGGUCCACCUUGCCAGACACGGUGUGUGCUGGAGACAGGGUUGCCCAGGGCGAUGAGUGCUGGAACGGCACUGCCAAGAGCAGGUACGAGUCCGUAGUCCUGGGUAACGGCUUGGCCAACCAGGUCUCCAAUCCUCAUGUAGAAGUGGACAUCACCAAGCCAGACGUCCUGAUUCGCAGACAGAUCACCGUGCUGAGAGAAAUGACCAGCUGGCUGAAAGCCGCCCACAGCGGAAAUGACAUCACGACCGACAGCGAGGAGGGCAGCGGAGACGAGAGCGGCAGUGGCUGUGACUCGCCCUCCUGCGACACCGACAAGGACAUUUACUUUUCCACCACCACCCCCGUGAGGUCCCGUGUCGGCAAGCCUGAGGACAAGUCCUCCGGCAGCGUGCAGCAGGGUCUCUGCAGCCUGCCUCUGGUCCUGGCAGGGCUCGUCCUGGCCCUCCUGGCUCUCUAUGCCAGAUAAGGGCCCACCAAGAACGGCGCGCGAGCAUUUCUGCCGAGAACAGGAAACCAUAGGAGAACAUUGAAAACGACACACACACACACACACACACACACACGCACACACACACACACACACACACACACAAAAUAAAGAGACCACCUUUAGGACUGUGGUGUGCCUGCCAGCUAGGAAAGACUGUCAAAGUUAUUAAUAUUGUAAUAACUUCACCUUAAUUCUUUUUAUUCUACAUUUUUUGGUCCAUAAAAAUGGACAUAUGCACAGCAGUGGGCUUCUCAACAGUGGUUCACCUCGUUUUUACUUUCAUGCCGACUGAUUCCUGCUCUCCCAGUUCAUUCACUGUUCACAGUACCACACGAUCAAAUGUUUUCGUUUCAUUUCCUUUUUUCCCUCCCAAAAGAGCUUUAGCGACUGGGUUUUCUGUGUGCGUGUGUUGGUAUGGAUGUUUGUGCCUUAUUUUGAGAGGGAGUCCAUUUUCCUAAGUUCGCUCAAUAAUUAAUUGAUGCAGCAGACACACUCACCGGAGACGGAUGGCCGUUCUGUGUGCUUGCUACUGUGUGCCUUCCUGUGUGGUACAGAUGUUGGUGAGCCUUAAGAACAAAAUCACUGUUCCUGGUGACGGUGAGGGCAUAUAAGGACCAAGCCAUCAAAGAUGACUUGGUAAUAACACAGAAUAGAACUGAUUUUUUUUUAUUUUUAUUUUUUUUUAUUUUAUUUUUUUUUUUACAAAGGCUGUGUGUAUGUAUAUUACUAUCAAUUCUAUCACAGCUCCCUUAUCAAACACAUUUUCUUUAGGGAGCCCAUAAUUGUAGAAUGCUGCCUUUUUAUCAGAAAAUGAGUAGAAACUGUCUGGUUUAAUGACAUAUUGGGAAGGUUUUUCCAUUGAUCUGAAUGCUGAUUGGGUUGAUGAAAGACCUGUUGUAGGUUCACUGCUAGUGAACUGUAUCAGGUGUAGACUGUUGUACACACAUACGACCUGUUUGUUCAGCUUUAAUCAUCCAGGCAUGUCUAUGCACAAACGUGAGCGAAAUGUUCAUGGGCCUUCGCAGAGAACUUAACGAAUUCCACCUGGUCAGGGUGUACAUGGUGCAUCAGUGUAUCAUUUAAGAGUUGAGUUUGAGAUAUGGAAGAAUAAUGAUGAAGUUAACACAGGGUUUUUAUGUGGAUUUUUUUAAAUAAAGAAUUUUAUUGCAAGGUGUAAAUCUAUAUAUUGGGUACUACAGCAGAUUCUCUUAGGCCAGAAUGACGGUCCUGACUCAAGUGACGUGGAGUGGUUUCUGUACGUGUGUGUGUGUUUCUUUCCAACUGUUUGUCCCAUUGACACACUUAACCUUUUUGGGUCUAAGGCUGACCAGUAGGAGUGCCCCUUUUUUCAUACCUACUCAACCUGAGUGUUAUGACCGCAUUACAACAGCUCUGUUUCCACUGAACUGCAACCUUGGUACUUUGCCACUGUUCCUCACGUUGAACAGAGAGGGCAGUGUAUUGCACAAGCUGAUUAUAUCGUACAUUUUUGUGGCUUGUGGAGUGUUCUUUGGCUUCACGAUCCGCUUGCCUGUACAUGUGAGUUUUGUUUCGAUGACUGUCGAGUACUGAGUAUUUCACCCUCCUCUCUGAAUGGCUCCCUCUUCUCUCUUGUACAGUAAGUUAUUUAUAACUGCAUGUCUCUCUUAAAUGCUUUUACAGACAUGAUCUCACAUAUUGCUUUUAUAGAUAUUCUAAAGUACAAUAUUCAAAAAAUGUAUUUAUAUCUGUAGAUGGUUGCAUUUUAACAAUUUCAUACCUGAUUUUAUAUUGGCUUUGAAUUUCACAAUAUGUAAGGCUUAGAAUUUGUAAACCAGUGUACCAUUUUGUCUUUCCUUUUUCUUCUCCAAUAGAAUUAAAUAUGGGGUGAUGAAAUGUCUGCAGAGUGAAGGAUUGGGCUAGCCAGGGGUUCUUCAGUGUCCUGACGUCAUAUGCACUUUUAAUUUCCAUUUAACAUACACGCCACGUAGAUUGCUAGCUAGAUGCUUUUAAGCUGUUGAACUGUAUGACUUUUUACAAAGAGAGGCCCUUCAGUACCCAUGGUUAGAAGGCACACGGCAUAGAAGCACUGAAUACUUGGUGACGUAACGUGUGGUCUCUGUGUUCAUGUAUGCUUAAACAGAAGAAUAUCAAGUGUUCAGUGAUUUAUUUCCCCACAUCUGUUUUGUAUGUUUCAAGGCUUUUGUGUUUCUGUGUCUCACAGACAAUAAUCUGAUUUAUCCAU
Molecule: messenger RNA, 4501 nt
Organism: Electrophorus electricus (electric eel)
Lineage: Eukaryota; Metazoa; Chordata; Actinopteri; Gymnotiformes; Gymnotidae
Gene: gpc4
Product: glypican 4
Biological process (GO): regulation of protein localization to membrane; regulation of signal transduction; cell migration
Cellular component (GO): synapse; cell surface; plasma membrane
Molecular function (GO): protein binding
Source: RefSeq, a predicted model, not a curated record